UAUAUAUAUAAAAUCAUUAUUUAUUAUUGUGUAUCUUUAUCUGUUUAACAUUGUUUUGUAAGGCAACAUUUUACAUUUUUCUGGUGUAUGAAGCAAACUAAGGUGUAGAUAUGGAUGCCCUAAUUGUCCUCUGUACCUUUAAGGGAACCAUGCACCUUUUUCAUCCAGCAGAUUCUGUGUGAUAUGAACUACCAUCAUUAUACAGGGACCCGUCUCUCCAUAGUAGGGCAGAUGAGGAAGGACUGACACUGCAACGAGCAAUCCCUGUCACCGAUGCAGUGUUAGUCUAUGAACAAAGAAGGUUGCAUUUUUUUCACUGCUGCAAUUCUUUCUUGUAAACUUUUUCUUUUUCAAUUCUAAUAUUAGCUCUUGUUUAAGGAUGUGUACUCUUGCGGUCCAUGUGCUUUUGGGACUUUUUCUUUGUGCAUCCUACCAGUGCUUGGACUGUCCUUUUGGGUGUGAGUGUUUUGCUGUCACCUGCACGGUGAAAUGUGUCUCCCAGGCACUGCUCGUCGUGCCACAGAAUCUCCCAGGAUAUGCCAGGACUCUCAUCAUCACAGGGAAUAAUAUUCACCAGAUUGGACCGGAUUCAUUUAAAGAGCUGGAAAAUGUCACUAACAUCAUUUUAAGCAAUAACAGGAUUACAGAGUUGGCAUCUCACUCCUUCUCUGCCCUCGCCAACCUGCGCUUCCUGGACCUCAGUGGAAACCAGCUGGCGCUCAUUCAUCCAGAGUCUCUCAGCAUACCCGGUAGUCCGCUUCAGGAGCUCAACCUGAGCCGAUCACUCUACAACUUCACUGCCCUGACGGACCUCACCACUGCCCUGCGCUGGGGGGGUGUCUCAGGGCUCCUCCGCCUUGAUCUCUCUGGAAACAACCUUCCCUUGCUGCCGCCUGGAAUGUUCUCCCACGUUCCCAAUCUGCAGCAGCUCCGUCUCACCAACAACUCUUUGCUGGCUGUCUACAGCGGGACCUUUUCUGGCAUGGAUCAUCUGGAGAUGCUGGACCUGACACACAACGCCCUCAGUACUUUCAAGGCCGACGCUCUACAAGAGCUGGAGAGACUUGGAAGCAUUAAAAUACUACUCGGCAACAACCCCUACGUCUGCUCUUGUGAGAUCAAUGGUUUUGUAACUUGGCUGAACAAAUCAAAAGCGUGGGUGGAUAUGGAUGUUGUUAGAUGUGGCUCACCAGAGGGAUUAACCAACUCGCAGCUUCGAGGUCUCUCCAUCCAAGCCAUUGGCUGUGUUGUUCCAGUCCACGCUGAGGUGACAGACCUCACCCUGCAGACGUCCUACGUCUUCCUGGGGCUGGUGCUGGGGUUGGUGGGCAUGGUUUUUCUCUUUGUGCUCUACCUGAAUCGCGAUGGUAUGAAGAAAUGGAUUAUCGAGACAAGAGAUGCAUGUCAAGAUAUUUUGGAGGGCUAUCAGUACCGUUAUGAGAUUGACUCAGACCCUCGGCUUGGGCGCGUUCCAGCAGAUAACAGCAGGGCUCAAAGGCAUGUAGGAUUAGCUCUGUCACAACAGCUGCCAAGUGACACCUGUAUUGUCCAGGGCUCCACAGAAACACACACCAAAAGGGCGGCAACCUCCCCUCCUGCAGACUUAUGAUCGUCAACAUUUAUAGAAACAGAUGAAGUAGACGAGAUAGAGGACAGUUUUACUGCUGUUUGGAGCUCACUAUAUAUACUGUAGUUGUAACCUGUCAUUAACCCUUUAAAGGAGAUGUGAAAAAAACAACAUUUACUUUGAUAGAAACCAUUUGGUUGGGUGUUUGAAGUCACAAUCAACUCAAAAAUGUUGAGAUAAUACAACCCUGACUAGUUCUGCUUAGGUUUGAAAGCACAUAAUUGAGUAAACCAUUCAGAUUUACAGGUUUCUGUGACAUCACGCACACAGAUCAGAGUUAUCUCACCAAACAUUACAUCUUGCUGCAUUUUAUCAUAUGUCUGAACUGGGUAGCACGAAGCAGUAACUCUGAUCUCAAUAUGUGGUCGAGUUGUUAAUGUCACAAAUCUUUUAUAAGACCUCAGAACAUUUUCAACUUUUUAAAAACGACUGUAAUAAACUCCUUUCAAAGGGCCUUUGUGUUUUUUGGGGCACUGAAACAUUAUCUGUGACUGGAAUUAUCUUCAUCGCACAUUUUAAUAAACCUAAUUUAGACAGCUUUAGUAAUGUUCUAGAGAUGCCAUUUUUACUCUUGCUUUUGGGGAAUGUUGUAAUAACACACUGAAAAUAAAAUAUACAAUAUCUUAGAAGCAUGGGAAGAGUGUGUUGACUUAAACUUAAGAGUAAAUCUUUAUUAUGCCAUAUAAGCUUAAGUAAAAUAUUGGAGCAAAAACUUCUCUAAUGAAGUGUUUGUGUUUAUUGUUCUUAGUAGCUCCUAUAACGUUAUCUGUAUUGCUAUAUAUUCAGUAUAUAAAAGGGACAUGAACGCUGUAUAUGCUCACAUUUAACUAUGAGUAAAACAUUUGUCUACUUAAUUUUCUGGUCGUGUUCUGUCACUGUGAAUGUUUUGUUCCUUUACAAUGUCAAAGAAUGUGUGAUUAAGUAUCUCCAUGCAGUGAAAAUGGGGCAGAGUGAAAGAUAUUGUUUGGAAACACACCUGCAGCUGUGCAGCUGUGCAGCCCUGCGCUGACGGACAAUGUAAA
This is a messenger RNA of Cololabis saira (Pacific saury), 2649 nucleotides long. Its product is annotated as trophoblast glycoprotein-like. Gene Ontology annotation, cellular component: plasma membrane. Gene Ontology annotation, biological process: negative regulation of canonical Wnt signaling pathway. The record is from RefSeq and is a predicted model, not a curated record. Gene Ontology annotation, molecular function: protein binding. Bases 380 to 1609 code for a protein of 409 amino acids. The transcript has 2 exons. Lineage: Eukaryota; Metazoa; Chordata; Actinopteri; Beloniformes; Belonidae.